Populus trichocarpa (black cottonwood) is the source of this 2336-nucleotide messenger RNA. RefSeq names its product protein trichome birefringence-like 16. The coding region runs from base 298 to 1713 and encodes 471 amino acids. The record is from RefSeq and is a predicted model, not a curated record. The transcript is spliced from 5 exons. Gene Ontology annotation, cellular component: Golgi apparatus; membrane. NCBI's taxonomy places the organism in Eukaryota, Viridiplantae, Streptophyta, Magnoliopsida, Malpighiales, Salicaceae. Gene Ontology annotation, molecular function: acetyltransferase activity. Gene Ontology annotation, biological process: plant-type secondary cell wall biogenesis; xyloglucan metabolic process; xylan biosynthetic process.
CAAACAUCAGAUUUCCAAUUUCAUAUAUAUUUUAUUUCUCCUUCCUCCUCUUAAAAACCACCUACCCUUGCCUUUCUUUGAAUAUACUUUAUUCUUACUGGCAACAAAACAAAUCUUACGAUCAGAUGUCAUUUGCAAUCUGUUCUUGAGACGAGCUAUUUCUUGUAGUGUGUGCUGUUUGGUCUUGAACGAAGAUUAUCAAGAUUGCCCCCAAGAACCUGAAGUUUGGAUCUUUGAUCAGUGAUUAUUGUUAAAUUUUGUCUUUGAACAAGUCCAAAUUGCAUGUAGGAGGAUAGGAUGAAAGCAGGGUUUUCAAUAUUCAAGAGUACAGCAUUCUCUCUUCUACUCAUUGUUCUUGUGUGUGCAACUGUUCUUGUAUGGGCAUGGCAGAGAACUCCGCUUCUAACCGCCUUCCUCCCGCCUAAUAGUCUUCUACAACUUUCGCCAGAAGAUAAAGACAAUCAGCCAGUCCUGACAGUAGGAAGAAAUGGCACUGCAGAAACUUCUACAGGUUUGGUAGAAGCAGAAGUGAAGCAUGACCAGAAAAUGGAAACAAAUCUGAAAACAGAUGUGCAAAUUAUGGAGUUUGCACCACCAGAGCGUUCUGAAAAUACAAGCUCUACCACAGGGAAGGAACAAUAUAAUGAGAAUGUUAAUGAUCAAGGCUGUAACUAUGCAAAAGGAAAAUGGGUUUUAGAUAAUAGCCGGCCUUUAUAUUCUGGAUUUCAUUGUAAUCAAUGGCUGUCACAUAUGUGGGCCUGCCGCUUGAUGCAGCGCAAGGAUUUUGCCUAUGAAAAGCUACGGUGGCAACCAAAAAAUUGUCAAAUGGAAGAAUUUGAAGUGUCCAAUUUCUUAGAAAGGAUGCGAGACAAAACUCUAGCUUUUGUUGGAGACUCUUUGGGCCGACAGCAGUUCCAGUCGUUAAUGUGCAUGAUCACUGGUGGUAAGGAGAGCCAUGAUGUAAAAGAUGUAGGAAAGGAGUAUGGACUCGUCAUGCCUCAUGGAGGUACUCGCCCUAAUGGGUGGGCUUAUCGGUUUUCAAGCACCAAUACGACUGUCCUUUAUUACUGGUCAACUUGCCUCUGUGACCUGGAACCUAUUAAUACCACAAACCCAGAAACUGACUACGCCAUGCAUCUUGAUCGGCCUCCAGGAUUUUUGCGUCAAUUUCUUCAUAAAUUAGACGUCCUAGUUCUGAACACAGGGCAUCACUGGAAUCGAGGAAAGCUUAAAGCUAACCGCUGGGUCAUGUAUGUGGGUGGUAUGCCCAAUACCAACAGGAGACUAGCAAUGAUUGGGGAUGCCAAAAACUUCACUAUCCAUAGCAUUGUCAAUUGGGUGAAUUCUCAGCUUCCAAAACAUCCACACUUGAAAGCUUUCUAUCGAAGCAUCUCACCUAGGCAUUUUGUCAAUGGUGAUUGGAACACAGGGGGGAGCUGUGACAACACAACCCCAAUGUCUAUAGGAAAGGAAGUACUGCAAGAUGAGUCUAGUGAUUAUAGUGCUGGAAAUGCAGUGAAGGGGACUGGGGUUAAGCUCUUGGACAUAACAGCUCUAUCCCAACUAAGAGAUGAGGGUCACAUAUCACAUUAUAGAACUACAGCUGCGAAAGGAGUGCAUGAUUGCUUGCAUUGGUGUCUGCCUGGUGUUCCUGACAACUGGAAUGAAAUCCUUUUCGCACAUAUUAGUGCUACAUCAGUGAUUAAUUCUUGAAGGUAAAUGGUUUGAAGAAGGUGAUAUCAUUUUGUGGAAUGGGUCAAGAAUUCCAUCAAGAAAUUUUAUUACAGUGAUUUUUUUAGAUCUGGGAGAAAGAAGGAAUGAUAGAAAGUUUAGGAGAAUUGUUUUAAUUUGGUGAGAGUUACUGAUAGAAUAAGUUGAUGACAUGGUAUAUUAAUUUAUGGGUCCAAAUGCUACUGCAUAAUUUGAGCACCAUAAAAUUUCUCGACUUUACGCACAGGAAUGCAACACAAUUGGUUCAGAGAGGCUGCUUAACAGAGCUUCAAACUGAAGUUUUUAUUAUUCCAGAGUUUUGAAAAUCAUGGAGAAGGUUCGAAUUCAUGGUUAAGAAGAACGAGCAGUGUUGUAGCACGGACUGCAGCAAUUUUAGUGGAUAACAUCUGCUGAUUCAAUCUCAAGUUUCUAGCUCAAUUAACCAUUUGUUUCUGUGACUGCUGCGUUUCUUUUGGAAUUCAAAUUUAAAAGGAAGCUGCAAAUGCCUGGGGUGUAUUUGCAAAUGCCUGUGUUGAAUAUAAAUUGAGAGAAGGGACAAGUUGAGAUUUCUGUAUUCACAUAUAAGCAAAUCCAUAUGAUAGUUGUCGUACACAUUUUUCUAUCUA